CAAAUUUUAAAAAAUUACAUAUCUUGAUCUAAAUCUAGAUCUAGAAUCUAGAUCUAAAUUUUUUUCCUACUGUGAUAAAUAAUGGAUUUUAGAAAGGAAUUGGCAGUUUUAAAAUUUAUAAGCUCAGUAUGGGAAAAGGAUGUCAACUCGAUCCUUGAUUUGAGUGAUGGCUUUUUUUACAUGCAUGUUCUAAAAAUGUUGGAACCUAAGGCUGAUUUAGCUCAUGUUGAUUCAUAUGAUGACAGACUUCAAUAUGUAAAGAACUAUUUGCAAGAAUUUUAUGGUGAGAAUGUUGACAUCACCAAGUACUUGAACUUUGCGUCACUGCUUGGUGAGACUGAGGUUACAGAAGAUCAGAGGAAGAUAGAACUGGCCAAAAUAGGGGUAGUUUUGCUUGGAAUUGGCGUGCUAAGUUUGAAUGGCAAGCUGUUAAUGGAAUCUGCUCUGAAGCUUCCUAAUGAGCAACAGGAAGAUGUGCUUGCCCUGAUACAGAGUGUCCUGACACCUGAUUCUACUGAAGUUAUGUUGACAGAUAAAAUAGAAGAGGUGUUGAAAGCAUCUCAUGUUCCUGACAAUAAUGUAUAUUGCAAUGAAGUUUACGAAAAUGAUGAGAAAUCAUUCUCACCAGCUUAUCUAUGUGACAGAGAUAAUACACCAAACAAACAAAGAAUAUCUGGAUUCCAUAGGCAAUUUAAUGAUCUUUCAAGUCCUUUUAAAGCACUUGAUAUCAAGUCUCCUUCAACCCCUUCAUCCCUCAUUAACUUUACAAAAUCCCCACAGUUUAUUCAAAAGGCUCUUUUGAAGAAAAAGGAUUUGGAUUUAAGAAAACUGAGAGAGAAAUUGAAUGCGGAGAUUUUAUUAAAGGAAGAAACACAAUUUGCACUUCAGGAUAAAUUACAGGAGCUGCAAUCUAAAGAUGUAGAAAUCAGCCACCUACGUGAGAACCUGGCUGAAUUAAAGAUGAUGUUAAACUCUGCUUCCGAUGUUCAAGAUAAGAAAGAAACAGGAAAAGAAAUGAAAUGUGAUUUAUUAAAAGAACAGGAGUUGUCCAUACUGAGAUACAAAGAACUAUGUGAGCAACUUGAAACAGAUUAUGUAAAAAGUACAGAAGAAAUUUCUAGCCUGAAGCUUAAAAUUGCCGGUCUUGAAAAUGAAAUUGGUGAAAUGAAAAAACUAACCACAACAGAUACACUGCAUGAGAGAUUAAAAGCUCAGGAAAUUGAAGCCUUCAAUAAACUGUCUGAUGCCAGGUCUAAGUGGGAUGAAGAAAAGAAGUGUUUGCUAGUUAACUUGGAGGUGGCGAGAGGGAAAAAUGAAGAACUGAGACAAACUCUAGAGGAGCUACAGUUAAAACAUGAAGGUGAAGGGGAGACAAUGGACGUAGUACUUGAUAUACAGGUGGGAGAAUUACGCUGUCAACUUGAUGAGACUAGGCAGGAAAAAGAGCAACUAUUGGAAAAGCUGGAAAAAAUAAAGUCUGAAGUAGAACAUCUUAAGGAGCAGUUAGCAAAACAAGAACAUAGCAGCGAAACACUGAAAAUGACAAACUCCAGUUUAGCUGAGGCAUUAAAGAUUGAGAGAGACACAAACCUGAAGAUGAAAAAGCGAAUGGACACCUAUAUUGCUAAACACAAGGACAUCAGCGUCAAGUACGAAGCACUGGAGAAAGAGAGCAGGAGUAAUGCAUCAGAAGUGACAAGACUCAAAACAGCCCUUAGAGAACUGGUGCAAAAACAGAAAGAGACGGCUAGUCAUGAAUGCUAUUGUGAUACUGUGAGACAGAAGAAAUCAACAACUUUAGCCAGAGAUGUCUCAGUCAGCAGCCAAGAUUCUUGUGCAACCCAAACUAGUCAGGCUCUCAAACCCAGGCUGUCUUCAGGUUAUGACAGUAGCACACCCAGCCCAAGGGGAGCAAUACCCAGAGAUAAGUCAACUACAUUUACUCAGAUAACCAGAGUAAAUUCCACAUGUAAAACUCAAGUCCCACAAGCACAGACAACUCUGACAAAAGGAAGUGCUAGCCAAGGAUCCAGAACUUCUCUACAAUCUAUCUUCUCUGUUAAAGAACUAUUGCCUGGUGUGCUGCCUAAUGCUCUGUCUUGUGCUAGUGAGCCAGACAGCCCAGGAUACCAAUGGGACAGACUAAGCCACAUGAAAUUUAAUAUGGAAAAUGAUUGUCAGCUGUCUGCUGCUGGUCCAUUGAACCAGCCCAAGCAUGUAAAAACAAAAACUGAAGAGCUCGAAAUGAAAACGUUAAAAAGAAAAACUCCCCUGAAAUCAAACGAAAGUGAAAACAUGGGCAGCUCUACAAAACAGAGGAAAUCUCAAGGGACUGUACUGUAUUUUCCUUUGGAUCCAAAUGGCCCUAUUUACCCGCCACCUAAGCCAAUCAAAAACAGAUGCAGUUCGGGUAUUUUCUCUCAUCUGCAUAAAGACAGCUCUGAUGUAUCAGAUAGUAAGGCUCUAGGCUGGAGAUCAAGACACAGGACAGGACACAAGUCUGAUAAACAGUAGGACAUGGACACAUGGGAAACAGAUAGGACAUGGACACAUUCCAAACAGAUAGGACAUGGACACAUUCCAAACAGAUAGGACACAGACACAUGUCAAACAGAUAGGACACAAAUCUAAUUAAAAAAACUUAGGAUAGUAGUCUGUUGUAAUUCAGAGCACUCCAUUAAUGAAUUAAUGCAAUUAACCGUUAUAUGUAAGACAAACAAGAAAGCAUUCACAAUUCUUUACUUUACCAUGAUAAGAAAAUAUUCACAUUUCAUUACUGUGACAAACAAUAAAAUAAAAUUCUUUAUUUUACUCUGAAAAUAAAAGAUUCACACUCC
This is a messenger RNA of Physella acuta, 2837 nucleotides long. RefSeq names its product spindle assembly abnormal protein 7-like. The record is from RefSeq and is a predicted model, not a curated record. Lineage: Eukaryota; Metazoa; Mollusca; Gastropoda; Physidae.